Molecule: messenger RNA, 2263 nt
Organism: Hordeum vulgare subsp. vulgare (domesticated barley)
Lineage: Eukaryota; Viridiplantae; Streptophyta; Magnoliopsida; Poales; Poaceae
Product: cytokinin dehydrogenase 4
Exons: 5
Coding region: 238-1830 (530 amino acids)
Biological process (GO): cytokinin metabolic process
Molecular function (GO): cytokinin dehydrogenase activity; FAD binding
Source: RefSeq, a predicted model, not a curated record
ACCACUCUCCCGUUGCUUGCUCCCCCCUCCCUCCCUCCGCGGCGGCUCCUGUUGCACCCUCCAGCAAGCCAAGAACGAAUUCACCCGCCCCGUCGGCGGUAAUUAUAGGCGGCUGGCUGGUUGUUCUCCCUUGCAAGUUUCCUCCGCCGGCUGCCAAACUGCGUGGACACUUGCUCUACCUAGCUAAUCGGGGUUGGCCGCGCGGGCUAGCUAUAAAGUCGGUUAGGCGGGGCAGCCAUGGUGAGGGUGUCGGUGGUGUGCUGCCUCAAGCUGCUGCUCCUCCUCGCGCUCGGCGGGGUGACCAUGCACGUGCCGGACGCGGGCGAGCUGGCGCCGCUGGGCCCGCUGCGCCUCGACGGACACCUCAGCUUCCACGACGUGGCCGCCGCGGCCCGCGACUUCGGCAACCGCUGCAGCAUGAUGCCGGCCGCCGUGCUGCACCCGGGCUCCGUGGCCGACGUUGCCGCCGCCGUGCGCCGCGUGUUCCAGCUGGGCGAGCGCUCGCCGCUCACCGUGGCCGCGCGGGGGCACGGGCACUCGCUGCUCGGCCAGUCCCAGGCCGCCGGCGGGAUCGUCGUCAGGAUGGAGUCCCUCGGCGGGAUCGGCGCCAGGAUGCGGGUCGUGCACGCCGGCGAAGGAGGCGGCAGGGCGUCCGCCUACGUCGACGCCCCCGGAGGCGCGCUCUGGAUCAACGUGCUGCAUGAGACGCUCAAGCACGGGCUGGCGCCCAAGUCGUGGACCGACUACCUCCAUUUGACCGUAGGCGGCACCUUGUCGAAUGCCGGGGUCAGCGGCCAGGCGUUCCGGCAAGGACCGCAGGUCAGCAAUGUCAACCAGCUGGAGAUUGUGACAGGGAGAGGAGACGUCGUCACCUGCUCGCCGGAGGAGAACUCGGACCUCUUCUACGGCGCUCUCGGCGGCCUGGGCCAGUUCGGCAUCAUCACCAGGGCCAGGAUCGCCCUGGAACCUGCACCAAAGAUGGUGAGGUGGAUCCGGGUCCUCUACUCAGACUUCGCGAGCUUCACCGAGGACCAGGAGGCGCUCAUCUCGACGGCGAAGACAUUCGACUACAUCGAGGGGUUCGUGAUCAUCAACCGGACGGGCAUCCUCAACAACUGGAGGACGUCGUUCAAGCCGCAGGACCCGGUGCAGGCCAGCCACUUCCAGUCGGACGGGAAGGUGCUCUACUGCCUUGAGAUGACCAAGAACUUCGACCCCGACGAGGCCGACAUCAUGGAACAGGAGGUUGGUGUGCUGCUGUCUCGGCUGAGAUACAUACAGUCAACCCUCUUCCACACCGAUGUCACGUACCUCGAGUUCCUCGACAGGGUGCACUCCUCCGAGCUCAAGCUCAGGGCUCAGGGCCUCUGGGAGGUGCCACACCCAUGGCUCAACCUCCUGAUCCCGAGAAGCUCGAUCCACCGGUUCGCGAGGGAGGUCUUCGGCAAGAUCCUCAAAGACAGCAACAAUGGCCCCAUCCUCCUCUACCCGGUGAACAGAUCAAAGUGGGACAACAGGACGUCAGUGGUGAUACCUGACGAGGAAAUCUUCUACCUGGUGGGGUUCCUGUCGUCGGCACCGUCGGGCUCAGGUCACGGCAGCGUCGAGCAUGCGGUGACCCUCAACGACAAGAUCGUCGACUUCUGCGACAAGGCGGGCGUUGGGAUGAAGCAGUACCUAGCGCCCUACACCACGCAGCAGCAGUGGAAAGCCCACUUCGGGGCGAGGUGGGAGACAUUUGAGCGGAGGAAACACAUGUAUGAUCCCCUAGCAAUCCUAGCCCCGGGGCAGAGAAUAUUUCCAAAGGCGUCGCUGCCCAUGUCCUCUUGACAAUUGACAAACAGCAUCCGAGCAUGUAAAGGCCUUUGCAAAGGAUAUGAUGUACAUAAAUGUAGGUGACCGGAAAAUAUCCCCCUGUAAAGACAAGAUCUGCCGGAAAAGGCGGCCCGAAGAACGCAGCAUAGCAACUAGUAGUGGGAGGUACCUCAACACACACUUCAGAGUACAGCAGGCUGACCUUUAACUCUGUCUGGGUGUAGAGGAUGUGAACUUUGGAGGCAAUCAUGGGUUCCAGGAUUAUACUUGUUCGAGUAACGACACAAGUCCAGCUGUUGUUGAUGCAGCAUAGUUCAGAGUUGUGUAAUAGCUAGCUAACCAGUGGAACUCAUGUAGAAUUGUUUGUGUUUGUUCGGUCGACAUCAAUGGCAGAGAGUAACUUCAGGGUAGAACCUUGAGUAUCAAAUGAUUUUGACUGUUAAGAACU